This is a messenger RNA of Macroventuria anomochaeta, 3273 nucleotides long. Its product is annotated as kinesin light chain. Bases 1 to 3273 code for a protein of 1090 amino acids. Gene Ontology annotation, molecular function: ADP binding; catalytic activity; protein binding. The record is from RefSeq and is a predicted model, not a curated record. Gene Ontology annotation, biological process: nucleoside metabolic process. The transcript is spliced from 2 exons. NCBI's taxonomy places the organism in Eukaryota, Fungi, Ascomycota, Dothideomycetes, Pleosporales, Didymellaceae.
AUGGCCGCCAGCGACAGGCAGCGCACCUGCGAUGACUACCACGUGGCGUGGAUCUGCGCCGUCGCAGACCUCGAGCUGCUGCCUGCCCGCCUGAUGCUCGACGAAGAGCACCCCGUCCCGCCGUACGACACGCACUACGACGAGAACACGUACAUCUGCGGCUCGAUCAGCGGCCAUGCAGUCGUCGUCGCGACCUGUCCGCCUGGCGAGACGGGCAACGUCAAUGCCGGGCGCUUGACGGGGUCGAUGUUCAAGACGUUUCGCAACAUCCGCAUGGCGGUGCUCGUGGGGAUCGGGGGCGGCAUCCCCGGCCCAGUCGUCUCAGAGGACUCGCUCGACAACAUCCACCUCGGAGACGUGGUAGUGGGAUGGCCCGGUGACGGCAAGCCUGCCUGCGUCUACCACGACCGUGGCAGAUCCAAGGUCGACGGGCAUUUUGAGAUGGUGGGCACGAUGCAGAACGCGGAUUGGAGGCUCACUAACGCGCUUGGCGUGCUCGCCUCAGACCACGAGCUGGGCAGGACGACGUUUGACGAUCAGCUUGCAAGGCUGCAGCGUCAUAAGAAGAAGAGGAAGUUUGCUCACCCUGGCGUCGAGCAUGAUAAGCUCUUCAAGCCUGCGUACCGCCACAAUGGCGACUACACAUUGAAGUGCACGGCGUGCGAUCCGAGCGAGCUCGUUGAGCGCCCCCAGCGGACCGAAGAGGACCAGCAGACCCUCGUCUUCCAUCGCGGGAGGAUCGCUACGGGUAACGCAGUGAUCCAGGACGGGGAGCUGCGGGACGAGAUUGGCGCGCGGUGCGACAGGGCGCUCUGCGUGGAGAUGGAAGCAGCAGGCGUCGAUGCCAACCGACGGUGCCUGGUCGUCCGCGGCAUCUCCAACUAUGCGGACUCGCACAACAGCGACAUGUGGAGGUCACACGCUGCGGGCAACGCAGCUGCCUUUACGCGAGAGCUGCUGUGCAGGGUGCAGCCAGACACGGUCAAGAAGAUGGAGGGGAUGUCCGAAGCGCCGUGGCUUGUUCCUCUGCCGAGACCGCGUUCCUUUGUCGGCCGAGAGGCACAGCUGGCUCGACUUAAUGCACACAUCUCGUCGCAAGACUGUCGUCGACUUGCUGUUUACGGCCUCGGCGGGUGUGGUAAGACGGCCCUUGCCCUCGAGACGGCUUACCGGACAAGAGAGCAGCACCCCAUGCGCGCCGUGUUCUGGGUGCCAGUGGUCAGCCAGGCAAGCUUCGAGCAGGCGUACCGAGAGAUAGGCGAGCUGCUGCGCAUACCGGGCAUCGCAGACGCUGAGGCUGACGUGAAGCAGCUGGUCAAGGCGAGACUGAGCGAUGAAGGGUUCGGGCAGUGGCUGAUGGUGGUUGACAAUGCAGACGACGUUGGUGUUCUGUUUGAUGCGUUCGAAAAAGAAGGCGGCGCAGACCGAUUAGUUGACUACCUUCCACGCAGCCGCAAAGGCUCCUUCGUCUUCACCAGUCGGACGCGGAAGGCUGCAGUGAAGCUGGCCGAGAGCGACAUCAUGGCACUGAGCGAGCUCGAGCAGCAAGAAGCAGAGGAUAUGCUAAGGCAGCGUCUACCUGGGAAAGAGCUGCUUGAGAGCAAUGAGGUUGUCCAUGAGUUCCUCACGCUCCUCACCUACCUUCCUCUUGCCAUCGUGCAGGCAGUGGCUUUUGUUGUUGGGAACAACGCUCGCCUCUCCGACUACAUCGCUAUCUAUAAAAGCAGCGAGACAGAGGCUACUGAUCUCCUCAGCAAAGACUUCGAAGACCAAGGCAGAUACCGGCAGAUCAAGAACCCAGUGGCGGUGACGUGGUACAUCUCGUUCAGCCAAAUCCGAGAGCGAAACAGGCUGGCUGCAGCGUAUCUGUCUCUGAUGGCGUGCACGACCGGCGAGGAUGUUCCCGCAUCACUGCUGUGGCCGGGCAGUACGAUGCUUGCAACUACGGAGGCGCUUGGAACGCUAAGCGCAUAUGCCUUUGUUACCGAACGCCAGCAACAGCAGAGUGCAACGGGAGCACAACACCGCGAGUGGGCGUUCAAUGUCCAUCGGCUGGUUCGCCUAGCCACUCACAACUGGCUCAAAGAGCAUGGGUGGUGGCCCAUCUGGCCGCGCAAGGCCUUGGCGCGGCUGGUAGAGGUUGUACCCUUUGGAGAGCACGACACACGAGAGGCGUGGACGGCGUAUCUGCCCCACGCUGUGCAUGUAGCGGGUCUGCCCGAAGUGUACGAUGCUGAGGAGAGAGUGUCGCUGCUAGAGAGGGUGGGGCGGUGCGAGCAGACGCUAGGUCGAUACAGAGCAGCGGAGCGGGCCCAUCGACAAGUACUCGAUCGAAGGGAGAGGGCGCUGGGCAAGAAGCACUUGGAUACGCUGACGAGCAUGAAUGAGGUGGGUGUGGCACUGAGCGACCAGGGAAAGUACGCAGACGCCGAGCAGAUGCACCGAGAGACGCUGGCACUGAAAGAAGAGGUGCUAGGCAAGAAGCACCCAGAGACGCUGACAAGCAUGAACAACCUGGCGGGGGCACUGAACUGCCAGGGAAAGUACGCAGACGCCAAGCAGAUGCACCGAGAAACGCUGGCACUGAAAGAAGAGGUGCUAGGCAAGAAGCACCCAGAAACGCUGACAAGCAUGAACAACCUGGCGGGGGCACUGAACUGCCAGGGAAAGUACGCAGACGCCACGCAGAUGCAUCGAGAAGAGCUGGUACUAAGAAACGAGGUGUCGGGCAAGAGGCACCCGCACACACUGAUAAGUAUGAACAACCUAGCACUGGCACUGAGCCGCCAGGGAAAUUAUGCAGACGCCGAGCAGAUGCAUCGAGAGGCGCUGGCACUGAAAGAGGAGGUGCUAGGCAAGAAGCACCCAUCAACGCUGACAAGCAUGAACAACCUGGCGGGGUCACUGAGCCGCCAGGGAAAGUACGCAGACGCCGAGCAGAUGCACCGAGAGGCGCUGGCACUGAAAGAAGAGGUGCUAGGCAAGAAGCACCCAAAGACGCUGACAAGCAUGAGCAACCUGGCGGGGGCACUGAGCAACCAGGGCAAGUACGCAGAGGCUGUGCAGAUGCAUCAAGAAGAGCUAGUACUAAGAGAGGAGGUGUCGGGCAAGAGGCACCCGCACACACUGACAAGCAUGAACAACCUAGCACUGGUACUAAACCGCCAGGGAAAGUACGCAGACGCCGAGCAGAUGCAUCGAGAGGUGCUAGGCAAGAAGUACCCAGAGACGCUGACGAGCGUGCGCAACCUGGCCCUUCUCGCGUAUCAAUAG